UAAUGUUUUGGCCUAGCUUUGAAUGAUUUUCUCAUUUCUAUGUUUCUGUGUUUGUGCCUCUCGUUUGUAAAUAUACAAAUAAAAUAGAGUGGAAAUAUUCAAAAUGAAUCGAAAACAGAGACGAAUUUUGUUUCCCUUGCCCCUUGAUAGUUGGUGACAACCUUUUACGUCCAAGAGGAAAUAAACGCCAACAAGUUUGUCUUCCAGAUUAUUCAUUAAAAAGUACACACACAACCAAGCCUUUGCUCAUUACCUACCCCCUUCAAAUAAUAGAAAAUGAAUAUGAUUUGAUACAGACCGUGAUUGGAGACGGAGAAAAAAAUAACAUGACGAUAAAAAGAGAAAAGGUUUAGAAAUAGAUUCUGUUUUAAUGAAUCUGUUCUUUAGAAAGCUUCCAGGUCCUUAGAAGGAAGUAUAGGCAAGAGAUACGGCUGACAUUCAAUGCUCGAUUUGGUUCAGCGGCACAGAACCGAUUUUACAAGCGUACAAAACCAGAAAGAACUCGUGAGUGAACGAAGAAGGCAGAGGAUAACAACACAGAAGAUACAAUUCCUCUUAAAAGGCCAAUCCCAGCAACUCCAAACGACUCACUCUCCUUUCUGCUCGCAGGCUGCUCAGAGUCCGUGUGGAGUACGUGGAAACCAAUAGGAUGAGGGUUCCGUAAUAGAUGCAAAUGAUCCAGAAAAGACACUGCGAAAUAUGAACAAACUCAUUUGCUCCGAAGUAAAUCACGGAAAACUGUUUAUGAACUGGCACCUCUCCUUGGAAAUGUAAAGCGAGCGACUCUUUCUUUUCUUUUCUUUUUUUUGUUGUUGUUGUUUUGUUUAAGUGCCGAUUUUUUCCUCAAAAAGGGGGGGUUGAAGAAGGAGGAGGGGGUGAAGAAGAAAAAGGAGAAGAGAGAGACAGGCAGGCAGGCAGAGAGGGAGAGAGAGAAAAGAGAGAAAGGAAUAAUAAUAACAACAACAACAAUCACAACAACAACAACAACAACAAUAAAAAAGCGAGGAAUCCGAGACCAUGUCCUGUGGCAAAGCGUUUUGACUCAAUCCUCUGGAUUUUUUUUUUGAAAAAAUCUAUGUCUAUCUUUAUAUAUUCCUGGAAACCUCCAAGACUCGUGGGUUAGCAUCUCAUCGCUUUCAUCUUGAUUUUGUGGCUAAUUUCGAGGGCUUGGAGAGAUCUAUUUUACCUUCAAGCUGACUCUUUAGACUGAAAAAUCUCUUUGGAUUUGGAGAGAUCUCCCUUACCUUCAAGCUCUGACCCUCUCUGUUGAAAGUCUCUCUCUUUUCCGGGGUGUUUGGAGAGAUCUACUUUACCUUCAAGCUGACUCUUUAGACUGAAAAUCUCUUUCUUUCCUGUGGAUUUGGAGAGAUCUUCCUUCCCUUCAAGCUCUAACUCUCUCUAUUGAAAGUCUCCCUCUUUUCCAGUGGGUUUGGAGAGAUCUCCCUUACCUUCAAGCUCUGACUCUCUCCCUUGAAAGUCUCUCGCCUUUCCGGUGGGUUUGGAGAGAUCUACUCUACCUUCAAGCUGACUCUUUAGACUGAAAAUCUGUCUCUUUCCGGUGGGUUUGGAGAGAUCUUUCUUCCCUUCAAACUCUGACUCCUUUUCUCUCUCUCUUUCCGGUGGCUUUGGAGGGAUCUGCCCUACCUUCCAGCCCUGACCCUAUCUAAGCCUCUCCCGCCCUCUCUCUUUCUCUCUCCAUCGCUCCUUCUCCCGGCUCUUCCUAUGACCAUGAGCUCCUACUUCGUCAACUCCCUCUUCUCCAAGUACAAAGCCGGCGACUCCUUGCGCCCCAACUUCUACGACUGCGGCUUCGCGCAGGAGCUGGGCGGCAGACCCACGGUGGUGUACGGGCCCAGCGCCGGGGGCAGCUUCCAGCACCCCACGCAGAUCCAGGACUUCUACCACGGCGCCGCCUCCACGCUCUCGGGCGCCUCGUACCAGCAGAACCCCUGCGCCGUCGCCUGCCACGGCGACCCGGGCAACUUCUACGGCUACGACCCUUUGCAGAGGCAGAGCCUCUUCGGCGCCCAGGACGCCGACCUGGUCCAGUACCCGGACUGCAAGCUCGCCUCCAGCGGCGCCCUGAGCGAGGACGCCGACAACGCCGAGCAGAGCCCCUCGCCCACGCAGCUCUUCCCCUGGAUGAGACCCCAAGCAGCCGCCGGACGGAGGAGAGGCAGGCAGACCUACAGCCGCUACCAGACCCUGGAGCUGGAGAAGGAGUUCCUCUUCAACCCGUACCUGACCCGCAAGCGGAGGAUCGAGGUCUCGCACGCGCUGGGACUGACCGAAAGGCAAGUCAAAAUCUGGUUUCAGAACAGGCGGAUGAAGUGGAAAAAGGAGAACAACAAAGAUAAGUUCCCGAGCAGCAAAUGCGAACAGGAAGAGCUGGAGAAACAGAAAAUGGAAAGGGCGCAGGAGGUGGAAGAGGGCGGAGAAGCACAGCCCGGGGACAAGAAGUAGGAGCUGGACGGAUGGACAGGCAAGCCGCCCCCCUCCCCAGCAAGCCCGCUGGCCACUUGGCCGGAGAGGUGGUCCGUGGCUGGGACUGGGGGGCACCGACCCUCCUAAGGGCCUGGGGAAAGCUUCCCCUUCAUUGCUGUAAAACAAUAUAGCUGUGAGCGUCUUCUUCUCCUGGUUGUCCUUUGAUACAUACCAUGAACUAUAUCUAUAUUUAAAACGGGGGGAGGGGCAGGGGAUCAGAGAAAGGGAGGGGGAAAAGAAGAGAGAUCCUAGGGUCUUUUUAGACUUGUUAUUUUUUUUUGUUUUCUCGCCAGUAAAAAAAAUUAAAUAAAAAUUAGUCCUAGUGAAAUGCAAUAGCUUCUGUUAACCAUGACUGUGAAAAUUCUCCCCCCUCCCCCUGCCUUCUUGUUUUAUCCUUCACGCUCCCCUCCCUCUUUUAUCUGGGAUGUGGGACAGGCUUUCAGUGUGUUCUGGAAGGCUUUCAUGGCCGGAAUCACUGGGUUGCUGUGAGUUUUCCGGGCUGUAUAGCCAUGUUCCAGAAGCAUUCUCUCCUGAUGUUUGGACCACAUCUAUGACAGGCAUCCUCAGAGGUUGUGAGGUUUGUGGAAUGUCCAGGGUAGGAGAAAGAACUCUUCUCUGUUUGAGGCAAGUGUGGAUGUUGCAAUUAAUCACCUUAAUUAGUAUUGAAAAGCCUUACAGCAGGGCUAUACAGCAAAACUCACAUCAACCCAGGCUCUCAGUACUGUAGGAAUUAUGUCAAAAUAAUAUCCUGCAACACUUAAUACUGGGUUGAUGUGGGUUUUCCGGGCUGUUUGGCCAUGCUCCAGAAGCAUUUUCUCCUAACGUUUCACCAACAUCUAUGGCAGGCAUCAUAAGAGGUUACGAGAUAUAUUGGAAAUAGACAGGUGGGGUUUAUAUAUCUAUGCAAGAGAAGCCUUCAAUAGCAGAGCACUUGAUGAACCAACCUGGACACAGCAUAUUAUUUGAGAAUAAUAAUACAGAAAUGCUGGACCACUCUAAAAACACUAUGUCAGACUACACAGAGAAGCCACUGAAAUCCACAAGCAUGUGGACAAUUUCAACAGAAAGGAGGAAACAAUGGAAAUGAACAAAAUGUGGCUACCAGUAUUUAAAAAACUCUAAAAUCAGGCCAGUAAAUGAAGAACAACACUCUGAAAACAGGGCAAUUUCAGACAUGAAACAAUCAGAGCCAGCUAACACUUCCCCAGGCAGGAAUCAGUCAGGCUUUGAAACUGCAAGGCUUUUCAAUUGUAAUCAAAUUGAUUGAUUGCAACAUUCCCACUUGACAAGAGUUCUUUCUCCCACCCUGGACCUUCCACAGAUAUAUAAAGCCCACUUGUAUAGUUUCCAAUAAACCUCGCAACCUAUGAGGAUACCUACUAUAGAUGUGGGCAAAACGUCAGGAGAGAAUGCUUCUGGGACAUGGCCAUACAGCCCGGAAAGCUCACAGCGACCCAGGCUGUCAGUGCUAUAGGAAUUAUGUCAAAAUGAUCUCCUGCAGUUUGGAAGGCUUCCCUUUUACUAUCUUUCUCUUCUCCCCACCCCUUUUCUUUCUCAUAUAAAUAUAUAUAGAAAAGAUGUGAAAAUGAUACCUAGUGCACUUUUGAAACCCAUCGCCCCCUCCUCAUGUUUACCCCCCCCCCCUUCUCUUCCCUUGUUGUGGUUAAUUAAACUCUUCCGGAGUUAGCUCUGAAAAACAAAACAAAAAAAAACACACCUGACAACAUGAAACUGCCUAUUUAUGCUGUAGUUGUCUCCACUUUUGUUUUGUUGUUGCUGUUGUUGAGUUCUGUUCCCAACUUUCGGGGUCUCUGUUUUGCUUUUUAUUCUUAAGGCGUUUGUCUUUCUGUGUGUAUCUCUAUCUUUAAAAGGCAAGGGGGGUGAUUUUAAAAGGGGUUUUCCCUCCCUCCUUCCUUCCCCCCACUCUCUUUUCCUCUCCUUUAGGUUAGCAUGCGCACAGUGGAAGAAGUUGUAAAAAGUGUUUCUUUCUUUCAACCCCCCACCUUUCCCCGCCCCCUGGGUUUUUUGGGUUCUUUUUCCCCUUUAGGUUUACUGUGAAAAAUAAUAAUAAUAAAAGAGAAUGUAUACUGUA
Molecule: messenger RNA, 4576 nt
Organism: Anolis carolinensis (green anole)
Lineage: Eukaryota; Metazoa; Chordata; Lepidosauria; Squamata; Anolidae
Gene: hoxb8
Product: homeobox B8
Exons: 3
Coding region: 1723-2463 (246 amino acids)
Biological process (GO): regulation of transcription by RNA polymerase II
Cellular component (GO): nucleus
Molecular function (GO): RNA polymerase II transcription regulatory region sequence-specific DNA binding; DNA-binding transcription factor activity, RNA polymerase II-specific
Source: RefSeq, a predicted model, not a curated record